AUGGCCUGUCCCCUGGUGAUGAGCUCACCCUCUACACCGGUUGGCAUCAAGAGACAGACCCGCGCCCGCAACGAGUCGCCCCAGACUCCCAUCCGCAAGCUGGUCUUGCAGGAAGACAAGCACGACUCCAUUCACAUCCCCUCGCCGCUCGCCUCGUCGCGGAGCCGCCAGGCGUCCAACAUCCCCAAGUCCAACAUCGCUCGCGACUCCCCCAAGAGCAAGAAGAUAGACCUUGGCGUCUCCGACUUUGCCCUUACGGGAUCCGGCAACCCCACUCCGGUCACUGCAACCGGCAAGAAGACCAAGAAGUCGUCUUCGACGGUCAAGUCGCGCCCGCAGAAGUCGACCCUCCGCGUGCCUCGCAACCCCACCGACCGCUUCAUUCCCCAACGCCUCACCACCGAGGCCAUCGACAACGUCAACGUAGCGAGGAUAUCCAAGCGCGGAGAGAACAGCCGCCCGGCCUCGAGGGAAAGCACUGCCGAGGGCUCUGCCGUUCUGGCCUCUGCUGCCAACGACCUCAACAUCUUCGGCUCCAGCGCGCCCGACGACGACCUGACCCUGGCCCUGGGCCGCGUCAACCUGGACGACGAGGACGAGGAAGAGACGGUCAAGAAGCCCUCUCCCAGAACCGUGGCCUACCAGGACUCUCUUGCUCAAGCCUGCGACAUGAACAUCGGCUCGCGCAUUCUCGAGUUCAAGCCCGCCGCGCCGCAGUCGACCAAGCCUGUGGACCUGCGUGCGCAGUACAACCGUCCGCUCAAGUCGGUCGGCGGCCAGCUUCGCCGCCGCAUUGCCUCGGCCCCCGAGAAGGUGCUCGAUGCCCCCAGCAUUGUGGACGACUACUACCUUAACCUCCUUGAUUGGUCCGCCGGCAACCAAGUCGCCGUGGCUCUCGAGCGCGCCGUCUACAUCUGGUCCGCUGACUCUGGCUCGGUCAACUCUCUCUUCGAGACUGCCGACGACACGUAUGUCACUUCGGUCAAGUGGAGCGGCGACGGCGCCUACGUCGCUGCCGGCCUCGACAAUGGCGAGGUUCAGAUCUGGGAUGUCGAGGAUGGCACCAAGCUCCGCAGCAUGCACGGCCACCAGUCGCGCGUCGGUGUCAUGGGUUGGAACAAGCACCUGCUGUCGACGGGCGACCGCUCGGGUCUCAUCAUCAACCACGACGUCCGCGUCGCUGACCACAAUGUCGCCGAGCUGACGGGCCACAGCCACGAGGUCUGCGGUCUGGAGUGGCGCUCUGACGGCCAGAUGCUUGCGAGCGGCGGCAACGACAACCUCGUCAACAUCUGGGAUGCCCGUAGCUUGACGGAGCCCAAGCACACCAAGACCAACCACCACGCGGCCGUCAAGGCGCUUGCUUGGUGCCCUUGGCAGCUCAACCUUCUUGCCACGGGCGGUGGAUCCAACGACAGGCAGAUCCACUUCUGGAACUCGACCACUGGCGCUCGUCUGAACUCGAUCGACACGGGUAGCCAGGUCACCAGCAUCAGGUGGGCGACUCACUACAAGGAGCUCGUCAGCACAGGCGGUUUCCCCAACAACGCGCUCUCGGUCUGGUCGUACCCCACGCUGGUCAAGAACAUUGAGAUUCCAGCCCACGAGCAGCGCAUCCUCUUCAGCUGCCUCAGCCCCGACGGCCAGACGUUGGCUACUGCGUCGGCCGACGAGAACCUCAAGUUCUGGAAGCUUUUCGAGAAGAAGGCGGGCGUUUCGGCCGUGUCUGCCAAGCCGCGCGCCCUUACUGCUCCCUCGACUCAGAUCCGCUAA
Messenger RNA from Diplodia corticola, 1773 nucleotides. Its product is annotated as cell division cycle protein cdc20. NCBI's taxonomy places the organism in Eukaryota, Fungi, Ascomycota, Dothideomycetes, Botryosphaeriales, Botryosphaeriaceae. The record is from RefSeq and is a predicted model, not a curated record. Gene Ontology annotation, molecular function: ubiquitin ligase activator activity; anaphase-promoting complex binding; protein binding. Bases 1 to 1773 code for a protein of 590 amino acids. The transcript has a single exon. Gene Ontology annotation, biological process: anaphase-promoting complex-dependent catabolic process; positive regulation of anaphase-promoting complex-dependent catabolic process; positive regulation of ubiquitin protein ligase activity. Gene Ontology annotation, cellular component: anaphase-promoting complex.